This is a messenger RNA of Rotaria sp. Silwood2, 372 nucleotides long. Lineage: Eukaryota; Metazoa; Rotifera; Eurotatoria; Philodinida; Philodinidae. The record is from the annotation of a GenBank genome assembly.
AUGCUCCGACCAGAAUUGAUCGUACCACCAAUUGUUGAAAAACUCUUUGCAUCCAUUGACAAUACAAAUGAACCACAUCGAUUCACAUCGAUCAUGACUUGUCUAACACGUAUUACUCGUCAAUUAGUACGACAAACACCUGGUUAUUCUCAAGGACAAACUUAUGUGUUACCAUUAAUCAUGUCUGUGUUACCAGGUAUUGAUUUGAAUGAUUUCAAAAAGACAUUAGUUACAUUGGAAUUUCUCAAUACAACAUUUAUGCUUAUUACAUGUGUUGAUUGUUCAUCAGCAGUACAUAUUCGAAAUGAUCUAACCGAGGUGAUUGUUUAUUUUGGUUUUGACAAAAAGUUGUUAUCUUUACUUUCAUUUUGA